This is a messenger RNA of Cylicocyclus nassatus, 555 nucleotides long. NCBI's taxonomy places the organism in Eukaryota, Metazoa, Nematoda, Chromadorea, Rhabditida, Strongylidae. The record is from the annotation of a GenBank genome assembly.
AAUGAGUUCUAGCUAUUCUGGUUCAUUGUAGAGAAAUAAGCUCGCAAUGCUCUUGAUGAAAUUAUUCAUGGUCCUGCUCGCAGCUUAUCUGUGCAGUGCUUAUUCAUCAUUCUAUUCAUCAUUUAUAGAUCCGUGUAUAGCACGGUGUAAAAGCGAAGUUGAGAUAUAUAACAGAGAGCACCCACAGUCGCCAAGGAAUCCCAAUUGCGCACAGUGGUGCAAAGAUAUCACGGAGGGCAAGCAGUAUAAAUAUGUCGACCCUUCAAUUAUGCAGAUUUUGCAAUGAAAAUAUACACACUAGUAAUGAGGUUUGAUCGAGCAUUUUUAGGCUAGUAAUGAUGCUGUUUUACUUUGAAAGAUUAGUUUAUUUGUGCCAUGAGCUGCUUCGAUCAUCUAUUUGCAUUUGCAAAAUUUGUUCCUUCACGAAAUAAGAAAAUGUAUUUGCAAAUACUUGAAUCGUAUAGUUCUUAAUUGUUCGCUGGAUCGCUCUACAAGCACAUACUUUGAACAAUCACGAAUGGUGAUUUCAAAGGACAGAAUGACAUGAGAUCCUAU